Molecule: messenger RNA, 1284 nt
Organism: Pieris napi
Lineage: Eukaryota; Metazoa; Arthropoda; Insecta; Lepidoptera; Pieridae
Exons: 4
Coding region: 121-480 (119 amino acids)
Source: RefSeq, a predicted model, not a curated record
UCCCGCCCGCCCAAUACUACGCUCUACGCUACCGCGCGGGAAACAACUCCAACCGUACUCUAACUUUUCAUCAGUCUAUAAAAGUGAUAAUUUACUAAGGCUUUGGGUAAUGUUAUCAAGAUGAUGUCACUACCGCUAAUCGUAUCACUGUCUAUUACUCUCGUCUCAGCUUUACCCGCAGCAGUUUUGGUCGAUGAAGAUUAUCCUUUAACAGUAGACCCUAGAAAUUUACAAGAGAACUACAUAGUUCCACAGAAGAGGGCGGCACUAGUACUUGAUAGACUUCUGGUGGCAUUGCAAAAGGCUCUAAGGGAAAGUCCUACUUCACGAUUUGAUCCUGAUCGCGAUGGACCACGAACGGCACCAUUGAGAUUGGCACAUUAUGAUGCAAACGAUAUGACUGGUCUUCAACGUCGAGGCCAAGGCAACAACCGCGGUCGAGUCCUCAGAUGUUAUUUUAACGCAAUAACUUGCUUCUAACAGUAAUUAUACGUAUCAUCUUCAAUACCACAUCAUUAAUAUCAUUCACAUUAUUUAAUAAUUUUUACGUCUAUUUAUGAAGAUUUAUGUAACUAUUUUUCUAAUAGCUAUUUACGAAUGUUUAAUGUAAUGCGCUCUUUUGUACUACUGUUUAAUUUGAUUAACAAAUUGCAUUGUAACGAUGUAGAUUAAAAUAUGGAAUGGAUAAAGGGGCUUUUGGUUGUACUGAAAGUAGUUGCCGCUAUCGAAUCGUGUGAUUUCACAUAAAAUAAUUUGAAAUAUUGUAAUAUGUAUAGUAAAGUGAGCGAGCCAAUAUGUAGAAAAAUAAAUAAAUUGUUCGUUCAAUUAGUGUCAGAAAACAUGUCCCUCUAAAAUAUAAUAAGCCACUUUUUAUAAUAUUAUAUAUUUACACACGUGGAACCGAGGAUUUGGUUUCCCAAUGCUCGCUCUAUAUACUUUGUUACUCUGUGUUUCAGGCAUAUGCAGAAUAUUUUGAUUGUUUAAUCACAUGUCAGGUAGUUGCGGUGACUGUAUAACCCUUUUAUCUUUCUUUAUAUAUUCUAAGAUUACAAAAUUGCACAAAAACGUCGAUUGAUUUUAUAAAUAUUUUAUAAAAUUUUGUUCUUAAGCAAUGUAAAAAAAAAUGAAAAGAAGCUGUUGUGUGAAGCUGAAUGUUUUUAUUGAUAACUUAUUUUAAAAAAUAUAUUUUGUUUUACGUAUAUAAUACCUACAUUCGCUAUUUUUAAUUAUAUAAGAAACUGAAAGCAGUCUUCGUUUAACUUUUAAAACAAAUAUCAUUUUUUA